GCAACCCCGUCCCUGUUGAAGGUGAGCGCAGACGCUCUGAAGACGCUCGGCUGGAGGGACAUGGAACUAGUGCCGGCAUUUCCUGGAGUGAAGGACGCCAAUGCAGAGCCAAGACAAUGCAUCCCGAGAGGAUCACCAAAGGGCUUUACUCCGACAGUUUCAUAAGGGGACACCUAUGUACAAAACACCCUGCAAUCAGCAUACAAGUGUUAUAAUUUUCAUGAAUAAAAAGUUUGAAAUGAAUAGAAAACACCCCGAUUUAAAGGCACUGCAUCAAUCUGAGCAGAACCAUCAGGUUUGAGUGGGUGUGUGGUCUCAUCCUUCCAAGCUUGGGUCCUCUACCAGAGGCCUGGGAGCUUGAGGGCUCUGCCAGUCCUCCAGUUUGGGGGUUCCUGCCCCGAUGACCACGGUCACCACUGAUGUCUUCACUCUCCAGGCUUUCUCAAGUUCUGCUUUGAGGCCUUGCCCACCCUCACAUCCGCCCUCUACCGCCCGUCUCCUCCCAGCCGAGCCCACUCCCUCCUCACCAGCGGAACCAAUGAGACUCAGUGGAGAAAUUGCAGACCAAAAUCAACCAGUGUUCAGUGGGAGCGGAUUAAACAAGAGUUUCCAGGAGCUAGAAGCACCAAGCAGCUUCCUCUCACCUUGGACCACGAUGAAUGACGUGCAGGAAGCGACCUCUCCUGCGACCAGCCUGAAUGGCCCGGCGACCUGCGUCACCAAAGUGGAGCUGCGAGUGUCAUGCAAAGCUCUGCUGGACCGAGACACAUUGAACAAGUCAGACCCGUGUGUCGUCCUCAUGGUGCAGAACAACGGGCAGUGGGUUGAGGACACCAUGGCAGCCUGUGUGUCUCCAACAUCAGCUACACAACGCAGUAAGUCCAUUUGGAUCAUUGGAGACAGCUACGUGAGGCGUGGUGCCCAGAGAGCUGCAGAGACCGUCGGAGACAACCUUGGCCUCCCUGACGUCUGUGUCUCCUGGUUUGGUUGGGGCGGACUGAGGUGGAAAGACCUUCUCCCCUUCUUUCACUCCCUUCAUGGAAGAGCAGCUCCUCAUGUCCUCAUCAUUCACUGCGGCGGCAAUGACAUGGGGGUGGUCAGCAGUGUGAAGCUGGUCAACAUGAUGAAGGAGGACCUGCACCGGCUUCACCUUCUCCACCCUCAUAUGACCAUCAUCAUGUCGUCCAUCACCCAAAGGUGUAGAUGGAGGGCAGGUGUAAAACCUGCCAAAAUUGAGAAGGCCCGGAGGUUCGUCAACAGUACAGAGGCUGUGUCCGAAUCCAGAGGAAGGAUGCUUGUAAGAGCGCAUUAUGAGGUCGAUGACGUCAAAGCGCAGCGACGAGUACUGUCCGAAUUCCAAGAAUACUCAUUCUCGCGUCCUCAAACGCGUCCUCGCUCCACCCACAUUUCGAGGAUGGGUCUGAUGGAUCCUCACAGGAGCAAGGUAUCCCAGCAUGCUUUGCGCGCCGGCUGCUGGACUCGACACUCGCAACAAUGGCGGACGGAGCGGGAGAGCAGUACAGCUUAAAAUGAUGGGUCAAGUGCAGCAGUGGGGGACACAGAUGAGAGGGAGAGUGGUGAGAGUCAGCCGACAACAUAGGGAGAAAAAGAAAGAGCAGCAGGGAUGAUGAACUCCUUGACGUCAUCAGGGAGGACAUCAGACAGCAGAGGGAAGCGGAGGAGAGGAGAGAAAGGAUGAUGGAAAGAUUUUUAGCCCUCAUGGAGAGAAUGGUGGAGAAAUAGUUUAAUUUAAAUUAGUUUUUGUUCUGGUUCAAGAUAUUUGUUAUGAAAUUUUAUAUUUGUUGGAAUGUAUUUGACAUUUGAUGAAAUGUAAUAAAAUUUCUAUUAAUUGAUAACUCCUUUCGGAUCAUUUUAACGGUUUUAUUAUUAUUCAGAUUUUUUUUAAGUAACAACAUAGGAUAAAUUAAUGGUGAGGGAAAACUGAUACAUAAAAAUCAUUUGAAGAUAACAACAAUAUAACAAGUAUGUGCAUUUAAAGCAGGAUUAACCUGAGUGACUUUUCCUGGACUGUUUAAAUUUGGUAAACAGGAAAUCUUUGGCGGUGAUAAAUCUGCAGAACAUGGAUCCCUGAGAUGGGAUGGAGUGCUGGAACCGAGACCAGUGCCUGGACUUUUCUGGUUGGAGAGUGGAGCAUCACACAGGGUGGUCUGCAGCGGGUGCUUCUGGAUGCAUCAUCUCACUGUCCCCUGCAUCGUCCAUCAAAAGGGUUUGCUGGGCUGGCUCAAUCAACGGCUGUCACAUCGCUAACAUUUAGAUAUAUGCAAAAGGAGAUAUAUGGAUUUAUUAAUAUAAUACGUGUAACGUGUAACUAGCAGACCAAAAGACUAAAUGCUUUUUUAAAUUAGAGAUCCCUACAUAAAUUACUUGCCUGCUAACAGUAACCGUGGUCUGGUGGUACCUCCUCCAGAGCACACACCUCAGCAACAAGUUGGUCCCGCCACAGUGCACCACUGACGGCCUCCAAGCCAGCCUCCCCCUCAUCUUCUGCAACAUCAUCCUCAGGUUCAUCCUCCUGCAGCACAAUGCCACCAGCACUGAGGCAGAUGUUGUGCAGAAUGGUGCAUGCUGUGAUGACCUGGAAUACAGACAAAACAUGAUUAUAUAUUUAAUUGUAAAUCAAAGAAUACAUCCAACAUUUUUUCCCACUGUGUGUUAACUUACAUGAGGUACAAAGGUGUGGUGCACCUCCAGCGCUUUCAGGAAGAUGGUCCUGAACCUGGUCUUCAUCAUUCCAAAAGCACACUCUAUGAUGCAGCGUGCCUGGAAUGAUGGCUGUUGAAGCGCUGGGCUCCCACACCUGGAACCACCCGUUUGUAGGGGGUGAUGAGGGGGAGUGGAUGUUGGAGGCAGGGGUACCCUCCAUCUGCGAGGAUGAAGUGUCCUGGAGGAGGAUAGGCAGACUGCUUGUACAGUGGGCUAUGGCAGAGCACCUUGGAAUCAUGGACCGACCCAGGCCAGCCCACAUAGGUGUUAAUAAAGCGGCCCUGAUGGUCACAAACUGCCUGUAAAAAUGUUUAAAUGAAUGCUUUUUUAAAAGAGAUACAGGCAUUAGGCUUAAGAUAAAAAGGACAAUAAAAAUUAAUAUUUCAAUGCUAUUUUAUGCAGUAUACAAACUUUAUGCACACAAAUAAGCAUGAAGAUCAAAUAUUUUUAUUAGUAAAUAAAAAUUUAUUUAGGCAAUAUUAUUUAUCUACUUGUUAGUAUGUUCUAUAGUAAUUUGUACUUUUAGCCACAGGUCUUUCAGUUGCUUAAAAGAUAAAUGAAACUAGCUAAGUUAGCAUAUGAUUCCUGAAAGCUGGUUCACUGAACAAAAAAAAAAAAUUACCUGGAUAUGGUUACUUCUCAGCCUUAAAUAAUAACGUCGGCGACAGAGAUUAAGCAGGUCAUUAACUAAAAAGUAUAAAAGGAAAAAACAGAUUUCUGGAUCCAUUUUCCCAGCUUGUUAGCCUGUUUGCCGCUGUCAUGGUAGCUAAGCAACUGGACCUGGGGGCGGGAAUAAAACGAGGCUUCCGUAUGGCGUUUAAAGCGUGCC
Messenger RNA from Nothobranchius furzeri (turquoise killifish), 3553 nucleotides. RefSeq lists its product as uncharacterized. The record is from RefSeq and is a predicted model, not a curated record. NCBI's taxonomy places the organism in Eukaryota, Metazoa, Chordata, Actinopteri, Cyprinodontiformes, Nothobranchiidae.